AUGAAUUCGUCGGAUGGAGAGCUUUCCGGAGCAGCUCCUGCUGCAAAGCAGGAGAAAGUGUAUCAAAAAACACGUGUUCCACCCAGGGAAGAACCACGUUCCCAUCGGACUCCAAAACCAAAGAUCCCGUUCGACCAGCAAUUUCUUAAGACGUCUAAGAGACAAGGGCGGACUGCCACCAAAAAACGGAUUCCAGUGAGCCAACGGGUUAUGAAAGUUGCCCGAUCACCACCACCUCAGAACCCUCCAAAAAGAAAGCAUGCGGUUAAGCAAGGAGAUUCAAAAAAGCAAGCAGGAACUUCUUCUCGUAAUGAUGAUCGUUCUUCAAGCAGUGAAGGAGAAGAUGAUGAGAAAGAAGUGGAGGAUGGGGAUGAUGCUGACGUCCCAGAUGUUGGAGGUCUUGAAGCAAAUGAUGAUAUUGCAGCUGCUCGUCCACCAAACGGAAAUGAUUUCCUGGCAGGUCCACCGAACGGAAAUCAAGUUGUUGAGCAUCAUGCUCCGAAUGAGAGAGACGAGGAACACGAGAGAGAGGGAUUCAUCAAUCUUGAUCCGAGACAAUAUCCACCGGGAAUUAUUUCAACCGAACCAUUCCGGAGAGUAGUAUUCAAUGCUCCAUUCGAUAUUGCUCAAACAAAUAUCAUCAAAAUAAAAAACUUAUCCUAUCAAAGGGUAGCGAUUGGAGUGGACUCCCUCUCUCCUCGAAUCGAGCUCGACACAUGCUAUAAAACUCUGGAGCCAAAAGAAUCGAUUUACGUCCAGAUCAAAACAAAACCUUUCACAAUUCAGGAGGGUCUCAAUGAUAAAGUGUAUAUAGAAUAUAUAAAUGCUCCAGAAGAAGGAGAAGUGUGUAGGCAGUGGUUCUGUGAUGCCACAAUCACAUCACUGCGGCAGCUGCUUGUUCAAUACAGUUUGUAA
This is a messenger RNA of Caenorhabditis remanei, 915 nucleotides long. RefSeq lists its product as uncharacterized. Lineage: Eukaryota; Metazoa; Nematoda; Chromadorea; Rhabditida; Rhabditidae. The record is from RefSeq and is a predicted model, not a curated record. The transcript has 6 exons. Bases 1 to 915 code for a protein of 304 amino acids.